CCCUUAUUUCCCAGAGUCAUGCCCAUUGUCCUCUUAAGAAUUAAGAUUAUUUAGAACAGGGGUUAAAAAAAAAAACAAACAAACCUGAAACAGUGAUCUGAGUUUUUUAAACUUCCAUAUAGACUCUUGGGAGUCCAGGCCAUGAAAGGAUCUGAACACAGAAUUUAUGGAAUUGCUAUGUACUAAAAAGGUAAUAGAGGGACUCAGUUCUGUAGAAACUACAAGGUAGUCACCGAUCCUGGGAAGAAACACUGGCUAUAACACUGGUAGAAAAAUCAAGAGAAAUAGAAAUGAAGAGACCCAGAAGAAGGGUGUCAUUAGCAAAGGGGGAAAUUCUCAGUACCAUGUGAAAGUUAAGACACUGACUAAAAGCCAGGGCAAUGUGUCCAAAGUCUUCAUUCCUAUUUGAAGAAGUCCCACACUUUACAUGGUAAAGAAGAAACUGUAUCUGACAAUCUUGUCAAUGUGGCCUGUGAGCCUUUCAUUAAUAAUGGCUUGAUUAUAAUAAUGUAACCUACAGAUAAUCUAAUCAUCUGUAGAUUAUCCAACAGAAGGACACAUUUCUGUUCUAGAAUGUGAGGCUGAGGCUCAGGCUAUCUGAGGCUGUCUGAACAGUUGGAGCAUAGCUUUUUAUAAAGACUUGAGACACUCAAAAUACUCCAAACAUAUAGGGUUGAUCCUUGUUGCUAAAAGGACCAGUGGGAGUAUGCAAGGGGUUGGGAUAGAGAGGACACCAACAUAGGCUUUUGGGUGGGAUCUAUCCCAACUCUGAGCUCAUAUUUAGUAUGUAUUAAUAUGUUUUUUUAAAGUCUCAAGGAAAGGAAAGCUGAGAAUAUCAACUUUUUGAAGGUGUUGAUUCAUUUAAAUGACAUAAUUUAUGAGCAAGGGCUGUCUAAGUUAUUGGGUUAUUGUAUGUGUGUAUAAAGAAGGCAGAACACCAAAGAAUUGAUGCUUCAAACUGUGGUGCUGGAGAAGACUUCUGAGAGUACCUUGGACAGCAAGGAGAUCAAAUCAGUCAAUCUUAAAGGAGAUCAACCCUGAAUAUUCACUAGAAGAACUGAUGCUGAAGCUGAAGCUCCAGUAUUUUGAUCAUCUGAUGUGAAUAGACAACCCAUUGGAAAAAGCUCUGAUGCUGGGAAAGAUUGAGGGCAGAAGGAGAAGUGGGCAUAAGAGGUUGAAAUGGUUGGACAGCAUCACUGAUUCAAUGAACAUGAACUUGGCAAACUCUGGGAGACGGUGAGGGAUGUAGAGGCCUGGUGAACUGCAAUUCAUGGGGUUGCAAAGAGUCAGACAUGACUGGGCAACUGAACAUCAGCAAUGUGUGUGCAUGGGUGGGUAGGAGGGCAGGUUUGAAACUACAUCUUGAUAAAUGCCAGUUCUACAGCAUCUUUCAAAAGAAUAUGAGGUUAGUGCUGACUACCAAAUGAUUUCUCCUGCCAUCUCCAUGUCUUAUUUUCUUUAUUUUUACAGAGCUAAGCUUUAUUUAUUUUGGUCUCAUUGAUCAUACAAGGAAUGUGUCAAGUAUUACCCUGAGAUUCCCAUCUUUCUAAUUGAGCUGACAGCUAUCUUCCAGGUGAUAUUAGACCCCCUCGCUCCAGUCUGAGUUCUUAAGGCAGUCUUCAAAAUGGAAGAAGAGAGGAUCUUCUGCUCUUAUGAGCCUUUCAGGGAACAGUGGAACCUGAACAUAGGAGAAGUUCAGACCAUGGUGACGCUGCACUUAACCCUCACUAAUCUCUGAAAGCCUUUUGUUUUAUCAAAUAAUCUCCUCUUGAGGCUGCACCUCCCAUCACAGCUUUUCCCAUGUUUCUUUGCUGGAGUAAGCUUUAAAGUCUUUCUUAUCACCAAGAGUAUAUAAAGCAGUGGUCCCUAAUGCACUAAGAUCUCAGGACUCUCAGGACUGGCCAGUUUGACAAGAGGUCUUCUCUACUGAGCAUGAAAAGAGGGAAAUAGAACUGCUUACCAUUGAGCAAUUCACUGAGGCCAGUGCAGGAGGCCUCCCUUUCUGUUGCUAGCACAGACCACAACCUCGCUCAGCUCUGUGGAGACAGCUUCUCUGAAGAUUCACUUCUUUAUUUGCAGCAGAGCUACCUUCUCUAACAAUUUCCAACCUUUCCCUAACAAGAGAUAGUCGCCACUACCCUAAUGCCCUCUGCCACAGUGAGACGAGACUAUCCCUCAAAUUCCCAGAUCCUGAGAGACAGAGUGAGUCUUUUCAGAUGUCUAAAUGUAGGAGGCUCUGAAGGAAACUGUUUCACUAUUUGAUGCAGCCAAUCACUUUCUCAUUCUUCAUGUGGCUCCUGGGAUAACUUACUCUUCUAGCUUUUCUCUUCUGGUCACACAUUCUUCUUGGAUAGACCCUUUUAAUAAACAUGACCUUUAGAUGUUGGGGACAGGGGCAGGUCUUGGUCUAUAGGACUGCUCUCAUUAAUUUAAAGUCACUUUUAGUUUUCUAGAUAGAUAAAUAUAGAUAUUGCUGCCAUUGUUUUGUCACUAUGUCAUGUCCGACUCUUUGAGACCCGUGGACAGUGGCCCACCACGUCCUCUGUCCAUGGGAUUUCCCAGGCAAGAAUACUGGAGUAGGUUGCCAUUUCCUUCUGCAGAUAUAUAGAUGUAGACUUAUGCUGAUGAUUCUCAAAUUCAGUGUUCAACUUGGUCCUCUUUCCUAGUCUCUGAUCUCAUAAACCCAACUAGCUGUAUUAUGCACUUACCGAUUUCAGUAUAAGGCAGAAUAUAUGAUACCCCCUCAAGAAAUCUUCCAGUAUACACAUCUCAACAAGUGGUUCCAUCAUUUAUCCAGUCUCAAGACAAAAAUCCGUGAGGGCCAUUGUCCUUUGUCCAAAGGGUAAAUUCUCCUUUGUCCUCCAUUCCUGCUCCCUUCCCAUCACAACUAGUCCUACAAUAAGUUCUCACAGCUUUUUUGUCAUCCUUAAAUGUAUGCUGAUUCUUACCACUUUUCAUUGCUUCUCUCACUAUCGCACUAGGCUACACGAUCUUUACUUCUCACCUGAUACUGCAAUAGCCUUCUUGCUGCCCUAUAUUUUUUCUCUUUUUAGAGUGAUCACUGACAUUAAUCUCUUCCAUACCUACUUUACUGCUGCUAUAUUGACCUCCUUACUGCCAUCCAAGGUUUUGCUUGACCUCCUCUGCCUACAAUGCCCUUCCUCUGGAUGUAUCCAGGGCACUCUCCCCACCUUCAUUCAGGUCUCUUCUCCAACACCAUCUCCUAAGACACUCCCUUAUCAUAUGGUCUAAAGUGGCAGACACCCCUCGUCAUUCUUCUCUCUCUUAUUCCCAUUUAUUUUCCUCACAACUUUUUUCUCUAGAUAACAUUUGUGUUGAUUGCCUGCCUUCCAAAGACUAUAGUUUUAUGAGGGCAGGAACUUUGUCUUGUCUACUAUAUCCUUAGCCUCCAAAACAGUGGAGGCACAUAGUAGGUAUCUGAUGAAUAUUGAAGAAAGAAUGAAUGAAAGAAUCUCAGUUCACAACACAAAUAGGAAGCUUACCUUGCACAGCUAGAGACUCUGGAGUUAACAGAUAAAUAUUGGCUUUUGCAAAAGAGUAUCUUUCUGACUUUUAUUUUCAUGUUAAUGAAUUAUUUAAGUAUAUCUAUGUAUGUCAUUGCCUUUAAACUGUGGCCAGGCAGUUUAACUCUAUUACAGAUUUUUUUACUAUACAGGGGAAAACAGGAUAAUAUAUUGUUUGGAACUUGUAGACUUUUUUAGCAGCUAUAAUAAGAUAUAAUUGAGAUACAUAAAAUUGCAUCUGUUGAAAGUAUAUAAUUUGAUUGGUUUUGACAAAGGUAUGUACCUGUGAAACCCCUAUCACUCUGCUUUCACUUAGAUUAUGGUUCAAAUCUUGGCUCUAAAAUUUAGCAGCAGAGUGAGUUUUGGCAAGGUAUUGAACUCCAAUAGUUUAUUUAUCUGAAAACUGGAGGCAAGAUUAGUAUUUUUCCCACAAGAUUAUUGAAAUGAAUAAAUGAGAUAACAUGGAUAGUGCCUUGUAAAUAAUAAGCAUAUGAUAGCUUAUGGUACUUUUUUAGCUAAGUAAGAAUCCCAUCCCCCGCCCAUGGGAUUCUCCAGGCAAGACUACUGGAGUGGGUUACCAUUUCCUUCUCCAGGGGAUCUUCCUGACCCAGGGAUCGACCCCAGGUCUCCCACAUUGCGGGCAGACGCUUUAACCUCUGAGCCACCAGGGAAGCCCAAAUAAGUAAUACCUAAAAGCUAUCUGAAAUAUUUUUAUUUUAUAGUGCUUUUUAAAAUAGAAUAAAAAACUUAAAUUCCUCUUUGGGCCAGGCAAACAAUUAAAGAUUUUCAGAACCAGGAUUAGUGGAUUUAUGAGGACAAUUGGAAAUGGAAUGAUAUAAAAACAUUCAAACUUAAAAUCUACCCCCACGCCCCAUUCCCACCAAGAAAAAAAAAAACAAAACGCAAGAAGGAAAAGGAAUUGUGUUGGCCCUACAAAACAAAUCUGCAGGUUGUGUUCAGCCUAUAGAAUACAAGUUUUUAACCCCCAGCACUGUGAAAUAAGAGAAGGGGUUUUAGUGUGAAAUUUACUUUAUUCAGUAAAUAUUUUACAAAUGACUGGUUCCAUUGAAGAGACAGUAUUGGAGAGGAGGCAAACAGAAAAGUAGAGGGACCAGUUAGGAAACUGUUUAAACAAUCUACAUUUGUUGGUUUAGAAUAUAUUGAUAGCAGAGAUGAAGAGAAAUGAACAUAUUUGAUAUGCAUGCUGGAGGUAGAAUAGACAUUGCUUUUUUGUGUGUCCAUACACAGAAACUGAAUUGUCCUUAAAAAUUUUUAAAGUCAUUAAAAAAGUAGUGAGCUAUUAGGCUUUCUUCCUUUCUACUUCAAUUCCUUGAUUCUUCUAAUAUAAUUUUUAUAUGACUUUACUAUCUAAAAUUAACUGGAUCUCUUUAUGCUUGCUUACUAGAGGAAGUGAGCACACAGCCAACUGGGCUGGACCUCACUAAGUUUCAGUUUCCUGUUCUCUGCUUCUCCAAAGCCUCAAGGUUGCUGAGAAAAUUUUUGCUCUCACUUUGUGCCUGCCUAGCUGUCAGACAGAGCAGCUACCCUCAGCUUCAGCCCUUGAAGAGAUCCUCCAAACAGAUUGAGAAGUAUGGAAGUGGCAACUCGUUUGACAUGGAUGCAAGAAAAAAAGCUGCAAAAUUACUUUGGAGAAAAGCAGUUAAGCCUUCUCUAUAAGGCCAGUGUCCAUGGAUUUUCUACUGAUAGGUUGCUUCAGAUAUGCUCUAAACAAGGACCUACUCUAACAGUGAUUUACAAUGAAGAUCAGAUUGUUGGGGCAUAUAUGCAAAAGGACUAUGGGGAAGGAAACUAUUUAAUCGCUGUUUUUGUCUUUCAAGAGACUACAAUUACAGAAUGCAAAGUAGGACCAUUUAAACUACCUAUGUUGUUUGAUAAAGACGUUGAUGGAAAUCUUGAAGUCAGUAUACAUCUAAAGGGAAAAACAAUGUAUUUUAGUAUAAAUGCAAUGGAAAAACUUGGACUAUCUCAAAAUUAUAUUUCCUUCCAAGACUGUGAAGUUUUUCGAAGUGAAGAUUUAUUGGACAAAAGGAGGAUGAAUGGAAUUACUAAGCUCAAGGAGAGCUUAUUGUGUGCUAUCAGAAAUUAUGUACCAUAUGGAGGCCUGGUUCACAAAGUUCGCAUUCUGCUUCUGGGUCCAGUUGGAGCUGGGAAGUCUAGCUUUUUCAACUCAGUGAGGUCUAUUUUCCGAGGCCAUGUAACAAACCAGGCUUUGGUGGGUUCUAAUCCAACUGGGACAUCUGAAAAGUACAGAACAUAUUUCAUUAAGGAUGGGAAGGAUAACAACACUCUGCCGUUUAUUCUGUGUGACUCAAUGGGGCUGAGUGAGAAAGAAGGCCUGGACAUGGAUGACAUACCCUAUAUCUUAGAAGGCCAUUUUCCUGACAGAUACCAGUUUAAUUCCUUGAAACUAAGGCCAAAAGGCAUUGGUAACCAUACAGGCUGCCCAUUGCUGAAGGACAGAAUCCAUUGUGUGGCAUUUGUGUUCAAUGCCAACUCUGUAGGACAGCUCUCCCAUGAGAUGGUGGAAAAGAUCAAAAGAAUUCGAAGGGAGUUGAUUAAAUCUGAUGUGGUCCAUGUGGUGUUGCUCACUCAUGUGGAUACCUUGGAUCUGAUUACAAAAGGUGACCUCAUAGACGUAUACAAAUGUGUGCCUGUGAAACUUCAGCUAGAGGCAGUUCACAGAAAACUUGGAUUCGCUCUUUCUGACAUCUUUGUGGUUAGUAAUUAUACCUCAGAGUGGGAGCUGGAGCCUGUCAUAGAUGUCCUGAUCCUCUCUGCACUGAAAGAGAUGCUGCGGGCUGCAGAUGACUUCUUAGAGAAUUUUCCUCUUGAGAAAACAGUUUAAAGAAGAUACACCUUUAGCUUUAGGAGCAUCCAAUGUCUGGGAUUCAAAAUCUCAGUCAACAGAAACAAACUAAAUGAUUGGGUCAUUUCUGCCCCCUAGUGGUCAAUGCUCUAAAUGGUGAAGAUGCUGCUGCUGCUACUGCUGCUAAGUCACUUCAGUCCUGUCCGACUCUGUGUGACCCCAUAGACGGCAGCCCACCAGGUGGUAAAGGUCAAAUUUGGAAGCUCAAAUAAAAACUAAGGCUUGUUGAAAUGGAAGAUGAUUUUCUCCUGGUGUUGAAUAUAUGACAGCAUUUGGAAAUGCUGAGUUCUGUGCUAGAAUAAUUUAUUCCUGGCGUUAUUUCAGACAUUAUUCAUGCAUGUUUGCAAACUAAGGUAUUAUUAACAUAUCCUAUUUUAGCAUGUUUAAAUAGAAAUUUGAAUGUAUAAUGCUCAAGGCCUAUGGUGAUCAAUAAACACAUAAAAUGGGAA
Bubalus bubalis (water buffalo) is the source of this 6860-nucleotide messenger RNA. RefSeq names its product interferon induced protein 44 (gene IFI44). The record is from RefSeq and is a predicted model, not a curated record. The coding region runs from base 5116 to 6390 and encodes 424 amino acids. The transcript is spliced from 9 exons. Lineage: Eukaryota; Metazoa; Chordata; Mammalia; Artiodactyla; Bovidae.